CAGAUAGAAAAGAGAGUAUUAAAAACAGACAGGGGGCGAAAGAAUCGCCUUGUAUAUAAGCCAAGGAAUCCAAAGCCUGGAAGACGAGAGAGACAGAGAGGACCUCCGCGAGCGACGGCGAGCGGUUGUUCUGGUGGUGGCGCUAUCGAACGGACAUAGAGCUGUUAUGGCAGAUCCUAACGACUCUGUUUCCGUCGACAUGGAGAAGAUCUAUCUCGGCGGCAAGGAGUAUCAUGUGCGAACUGGCCAGGGUUCUGUGUCUGUAAUAGUCUGUGGAGACCAAGACAAGCCGCCAUUGAUUACUUAUCCUGAUUUGGCUCUAAAUCAUAUGUCAUGUUUUCAAGGAUUAUUCUUUUUCCCCGAAGCAGCUUCGUUGCUACUACAUAACUUUUGCAUUUAUCAUAUCAGUCCUCCAGGACAUGAGUUAGGAGCUGCUGAGAUUUGUCCGCACGAUCCUUCGCCCUCCGCCGACGAUUUAGCAGAUCAAAUUCUUGAGGUUCUCAACUAUUUCGGACUUGGUGCAGUGAUGUGUAUGGGGGUAACAGCCGGCGCUUACAUUCUUACUCUUUUUGCUUUGAAAUAUAGAGAACGAGUUAUUGGUUUAAUUCUUAUAUCCCCCUUAUACAAGUCGCCUUCUUGGUCCGAGUGGUUCUAUAAUAAGGUAAUGUCAAACUUGUUAUACUUCUAUGGCAUGUGCGGUUUGUUGAAAGAGUGCUUGCUUCAGCGAUACUUCAGCAAGGAAGUCCGUGGUAGUGCCGAAGUUGCAGAGUCUGAUAUCGUUCAAGCUUGUCGAAAAUUGCUAGAUGAGAGACAAGGCAACAAUGUUUUGAGGUUCCUUCAAGCAAUUAAUAGAAGACCAGACAUCACCGAAGGGUUGAAGAGGCUCCGGUGUCGUACUCUCAUUUUCGUCGGGGACAGUUCGCCUUUCCAUUCUGAAGCACUUCAUAUGAUUUCAAAACUGGAUAGAAGAUAUAGUGCCUUGGUUGAGGUCCAAGCUUGUGGAUCGAUGGUAACCGAAGAGCAGCCACACGCAAUGUUAAUACCUAUGGAGUACUUCUUCAUGGGGUACGGGUUAUAUCGACCAUGCCAGUUCAAUGGCAGUCCACGAAGUCCGCUCAGUCCAUCUUGCAUCUCCCCAGAGCUCCUUUCUCCAGAAAGCAUGGGACUAAAGCUAAAACCUAUAAAAACCCGCAUUUCUUAAACGUCGUGACAGGUAGAAUUCGAAACGAAGAGGGGAUUCAAACGUCGGUCGGUCUGUCUGUCUCCGUCAUUCCAAGUUUUUCUUUUCCAGAUUUUGGAUUCGAUGAAGGGCGUCUGUAGAUAGGGAGAGAUGCAAGUUUAAAAAAAGAGUGUUACAUGGAUGAAUGAUGACGAUGAUGGGUAAAUAACAACACACUAUAAUAGGGAGAAAAACAUUCAUUCUUUUGUAGUCAUCAGACAUAAAAGAGUUCAAUCUGACCAAAGUAUAUUUAUUCAUCAAUGACAUUGAGCUGAGCUGAGCUGAGCUGCUGCUGCUGGUUGUAUAUGUAUGUUUUUAAUAUUGCAAUACAGAUUGAAUGAAUGCUAGCUGGGAUUCACUGAAUAA
Molecule: messenger RNA, 1585 nt
Organism: Cucurbita pepo subsp. pepo (vegetable marrow)
Lineage: Eukaryota; Viridiplantae; Streptophyta; Magnoliopsida; Cucurbitales; Cucurbitaceae
Product: protein NDL1
Source: RefSeq, a predicted model, not a curated record